CCGCAAGAAGUUACUCUCCAGACGACGAAAACCGAACAAUCGGAGCUGACCGGAGCAACGGCGGUGACUAGUGAGACUGUAAAAGAAGUCCGACCGCCAUAUAAAAGGACAGUGUUCUUUACGCGUGAGAGUUGUCUGCAUCGACGAAAAUGGAGAUCGAAAUACUGUCGACGAAAUCAUCGAAGGUGAUAGCUAACGUGAAUGUAAAUGCGAACACUACGAUAGGCGAAGUGAAACAGGAGUUAUAUAAAUUAAAAAAGGCAGCAAACGUCAAUAGACAGAGUCUGAGAUUGGAUGCUAAGGGAAAAUCAUUGUCAGACUCAGAGACAAUUAAAUCCUUGUCGCUGAAAACGGGUGGAAAGUUAUAUUAUAAGGAUCUCGGUCCUCAGAUCGGUUGGAAGACUGUAUUCCUGUUGGAGUAUGCAGGGCCUCUGGUGGUGUAUCUUUGGUUGUAUCAACGUCCCUGGCUGUUUUAUGGAAACGUGAAUACCAGUAAUUUUCACUAUAUAGCUAAGUGUGCAGCAGGUGCCUGGUCGAUACAUUACGUUAAGCGUCUCUUAGAGACUAUAUUUGUUCACCGUUUUAGUCAUGCAACAAUGCCGUUGCAUAACCUAUUCAAAAAUUGCUCUUACUAUUGGCUUUUUGCUAUGUAUGUAGCGUAUCAUACAAACCAUCCAUUAUAUACAGCUCCUUCCAAAUUCCAAUUCCACAUUGGUUCGAUAAUAUUUGUGCUGUGCGAGUUGGGCAAUCUCAGUAUCCACUUAGCUCUGAGGAAUUUGAGACCACCAGGCACUACGGUCAGGAAAGUCCCAAUGCCGACUAAGAAUCCUUUUACCGCACUCUUCUUACUUGUCUCCUGUCCUAAUUAUACGUAUGAGAUAGGCAGUUGGAUCGGUUUUACUGUAAUGACGUCAUGUCUUCCAGCUGGUCUGUUCACGCUUGCCGGUGCAUAUCAAAUGACCGUGUGGGCACUGGGCAAGCACAAGGCGUACAAGAAAGAAUUCUCGCAUUAUCCGAAAAACCGCAAAGCCAUCAUUCCGUUCAUUCUUUAAAUCAAGGCAUUUAUUUACAAAAUAUCGGUAUUCAUGAUACAAUGUUGAUUUUACUUUGUUACUUUUUUUGUUUUUUUGUUUUUAAGGAAUAUUAAGCUUAGUAAUUAUGACGAACAUGUAAUCAAUAAUAGUGUCACUUUCUAGUAAAAAGUGAAGUCUGUAAAAAACAACAAAAGAUAUAUAAGCAUUUUAAUUCCAA
Messenger RNA from Acromyrmex echinatior (Panamanian leafcutter ant), 1251 nucleotides. Its product is annotated as trans-2,3-enoyl-CoA reductase Sc2. The record is from RefSeq and is a predicted model, not a curated record. Gene Ontology annotation, biological process: very long-chain fatty acid biosynthetic process. Gene Ontology annotation, molecular function: protein binding; oxidoreductase activity, acting on the CH-CH group of donors. Lineage: Eukaryota; Metazoa; Arthropoda; Insecta; Hymenoptera; Formicidae.